CGGAGAACACCCUCCACCAAUCUCGGGCUGAGAGUUGUUCCAGCUGAGCGCCAGUAAACAGAGCUCGGCUCCGUCUCGCGAUGGGCAUGGAGCACAGAGGCAUCCUCUUGUGUGUGUGGAUCCUCUCCUGGUCUUUUGGAGCAGCAGUUGCUGAUGAGAAGCAGAGAGCUGACCCUGGCUGUGCUGAGAUCAGCAACACAACGUGGCAGGAGUACCGCCGACAAGGAGCCAAGCAACAGGUCCGGUUCCUGCUGCUGACCCGGUCCAACAUCGACUGCGCACAGUUCUUCGACCAAGGCUCUCUCAGUGAGACGCAAAACAGUUACUUUGACGUCUCCCGACCGACUAAAGUCAUCGUGCAUGGUUAUAGUGCGCUGGGCAACAGGCCUUCCUGGGUGAAAGAGCUGGCAAAGACCCUGCUCCGGGUCCAGGAUGUGAACGUGCUGGUGGUGGACUGGAUCUAUAUUUCCUCCUACGCCUACAACCUGGUGGUGGAGAAUUAUAAAGAGGUGUCCCUGCAGAUCUCCGUCCUUAUCAACCAGCUGCAGAAACAUGGUUGCGAGUUAAAGUCCUUCCACUUCAUCUGUAUCAGCCUGGGAUCCCACGUGGCUGGAUUUGUGGGAACACUCUUUGAAGGGAAGAUUGGAAAAAUCACAGCUCUGGACCCUGCUGGACCCAUGUUUAAAGGGACAGACAUUUACGACCGACUGGACCCGUCUGAUGCUCAGUUUGUUGAGGCCAUCCACACGGAUACCGACUAUUUUGGGAUUUCUAUACCUGUGGGUCAUGUGGAUUUUUUCCUGAACGGUGGGAAAGAUCAGACAGGAUGUUCUCGCUCGCAUUUUUCAUCAUUGUCCGGCUACGUGUUGUGUGACCACAUGAGGGCGCUGUACGUCUACAUGAGUUCCCUUGAAGGGUCUUGCCAGUUGCAGGGCAUCCCGUGCUCCAGCUAUGAGGACUUCCUGGAUGGACUCUGUGUGGACUGUGACGACUUUAAGGGCAAAUGUCCAACGAUAGGUCCAUCUGAAAACUCUGGAAUCGUUGUUUCACCCAUUCCUAAAGAGCAAAAGCUGUUUCUGUUAACCACGUCUCAGCCUCCAUAUUGUGCCUAUCAUAUCCUGCUGGUGCUGGAGGUUUCUGCUCUCAGUAAGAGUGCAGAAGUGGAGGUUUCACUGACGACGGCCAACCAGGAGACGCAGAAGAGGAUUCGGAUGCAGACAGACACGACCGUGUACAGGAUGGUUCUAGCUCACCCAGUUGCUCUGUGUGAGAUCAACUCCAUUGAGAUGAAGAACACUGGCUCACGCUUCUACAGACAAGCUGAUAUCCACGUCAAGUCUGUUUGUGCAUCCGAGUUCCCGUCUGUCAGGCAGGAGCAGCCGAUCUGUGUGAACAACUUCAACGUCCGGCGUGGAGUGCAGUGGUCACAUGACUUUGUGCUGGUGUGCUAACAAAGGAUGCUAGCGCAACAGAAACAAAUAGAAUUCACAUUCAAACAACACAUUUCUACAUCAUGAAGAAUUACUGUUUCUUUCCAGUCUAACUAUUUAUAUUUAAAUGGGGGAAAUAUGAAUUAAGCAAUGCAUUAAUUAUUCAUUCAACGGUAACAGGAAUUUUGGCUUUGUUUUUUUGUUUCAAU
Messenger RNA from Synchiropus splendidus (mandarinfish), 1639 nucleotides. RefSeq names its product phospholipase A1 member A (gene pla1a). Gene Ontology annotation, biological process: lipid metabolic process. The record is from RefSeq and is a predicted model, not a curated record. Lineage: Eukaryota; Metazoa; Chordata; Actinopteri; Syngnathiformes; Callionymidae. Bases 81 to 1451 code for a protein of 456 amino acids. Gene Ontology annotation, molecular function: lipase activity; carboxylic ester hydrolase activity. The transcript is spliced from 11 exons.